Messenger RNA from Dermacentor albipictus, 9705 nucleotides. RefSeq names its product serine-rich adhesin for platelets-like. The record is from RefSeq and is a predicted model, not a curated record. Lineage: Eukaryota; Metazoa; Arthropoda; Arachnida; Ixodida; Ixodidae.
CAUUAAACCCGAAUUAACUAACUAACUAACUAAUUGCAGGGAUUAACUGUCUGUUAAGAUGGAAUAUGCAAGCGAUAAAAUCAGAACAAUGAACACGAACAUCUAAAGACUACGAGUUACAAUAAUGUUACAAUGUUGGUCUUAUUUCCAUCUUAUCCGAAUCUACACCGAAUUCCCUUCCAAAGGCCCUACGACGGUGUAGGCUUUGCACGUACUGUAAAGGCAGCCACGUCAGCCUCGCCCCAUCGUUCGUCCAUUCACACUGCUGUGGGCGCAGUGUGCACAUAACAGAAUUCCAGGGUGACACUAUGCGGAGUUCCAAUGUCUUGAGGCCGGUACCAUAAAUCCUUUGCAGUGCAAUAAGGUCUUUUGUCGCACAACCUCGAGAAACACUUUCCCCCCCAAAAGAAAACACUUCCCCGCACAUUGGGGCAUCUGGUCCGUUCGCAGAAUGUCUAGGCGUGGUUGCGAUUCAGCGGCGAUGGGUUGACUUCAAAGCCACAGCACUGCUUCGGCGAACCGAAUGGCGGCAGCCGCGACUCAACCCACCUACCCACUCCCCGUAAACCGCGACUGCCCAGCCUCCGCAACUCUUUGCCGCCGCUUUCGCGUCGAGCCGCGCGUCUCUUUUGACAACCAUGCACGGCCCUUACAAGUAGCCGCCCGCACACACAACCCCGAAACUCCACUGUAAUAAACACACUUCACACGAACAGGAGAAUAUUCUUGACGCACCGCUACUUGUUAACACUGUGGGAACACGCUGCGUCGUCUAGCUGGUCCCGCAGUUGGUUCAAGCGGUCGAUCCGGUGAUACUUUUGGUCCAACCCAGCACAGGCUAAAGGAAAUUAUCAGGCGCGGUGCUAAAAAAAUGAAGCUUCGUUUGCCACCGUUCUGUCGUCCGUGAUGCGGUCGCUAAUUCCGCACGUAAGCGGCGAUUCACAACCGCCGACAAGGGGCCAGUUGGCAGUCAGUGGGCCAGUGGGUACGCCGCUCUGCCGCGACGAAACUUGCAUCUGUGCGCAAAGUUGACGCGCAACGUUUGGUUGGAAGCAGACGACGCGGGCAUAAAACGAGGGUUCUUCUAUUACCCGAGUUCACAGCGUUUGGGCUGCAUACUAGGACCACGCCAGGCGUGCGCUACCCGGCGGCCCAGGAACGCGGUACACACGGUCGCUGAAUCGGAGCUCCGGCUUUGUGGGAUAUAAAAGACCGGAGCACCAACGCGACACUGCUGAUAAAAACGAAGCGAGCCGUAUUAGUGCUAUGCUCCCUCGUGGCUGCGAGCGGAGAAGGAACGGCGGCAGAUUGCAACAGCGUUCAACUUUCCCUCAGAUCUGCCCUCGUAUCAUUAACAGCGCAGUCAUGAAUCGUGCCGGCGCGAAAGAAAGCUGCGCGAGCGUGACUUUGCAGUUUCCAGCUGUGGACCCAAAACGUAGAGAUAAGCAAUCUCGCCUACAACCACGCCUACAGCGGCCGCCUACACAGUUUUCGAAGUGCGCGCUUUAGGUUGGUCGUAUUACUCGCCGUGGUGUGCGAUUUCAAUAGUUUUUUUUUCGUUUUCUUUCUUUUUUCCAUGCUCUCGUUCCUCCGUUUCGUCUGCUGCUCUAAGGUUCCUGUGUUGCCUGAACUGUGGACACUUUCCUAGCUUCCCAUAAAGCCAGCGAUGUCUGUGAAUUUCGUGGUGUCGGACAGUGAUGAUUCGGUGCGUCGGUGCAGCAGUUCGUCCGAUGAAGACACCGCUUGCCAGGAUGCGGACGCUGGAACUCCGGCCUCCUCGUCGCGUCAGCAUUGUGCUCCAGAAAAGCAGCCUGUGGAACCCGCAUCACAACGGCUGUUGAGGAGGACGCGGAAACGCCGCCGACGCAAGCUCAAGUUCCAGUCCAUUUCAUCGGGGGAGAGCUGGGGCGGCCACUUGGAAAAGCAAGUAAUCGCCAAUACCGACGCGUCCGGGUCCCACUCGACUGAGGAGGAACCCGUAGUUACGGGCAGCCAGCACGGACUCAUUGCCGAACGUGUCUGUGGCCUGAAAAAAGCGCAAGGUGGGGAAACUGCAACAUCCGAUGCUGAUGGGCCUGCUAGGUUAGCCAAAGAGAGCCUGCCAAAGCCUGGCUCCAGAGUAGACUGUGCCAUGCCGGACAACUAUACCGAAGCUGCCAUCACUCGAACACAGGGCAACCGGUGCCAACCACAUGUCGUGAAACCAGAUUCGCGGACAGUGGCACCGGCGACGAAAAUUGGGGCCAGCUUUGGUGAGCUGCGGAACUACAAGAUACCCAAGAUAAAGCAACAGCAGCCGUCAGUGGAGGAACGUGGCAGUCGCAUUUCCAGAGCUUCACCUGUUUCCCAGAGGAGUAAGAAACGAUGUGAAGAACAAGAGCAUCAAAAGGGGCUCUCUAGAUCUCAGAGCAGGAGCCCUCUCAGUGGCAGGUCGUCAAGCAGGGGUGUAGUGGAUAGAAUAAUUGAAGAUAUGAACAAGGCCUACCCAAGGGUCCCCAGCGGCUACAUCUCGUGCGGUGAUGGCUGCCCUCUCCAAAAAGAAGCAGGCAGUGAGUUUCCAAGGAGUCCCAUGAAGUGCCCUCCGGAAGACGACUGGGAAAUUAGCGGGAAAGUAGCAAAGUCGGCCAUACUCAAUCGUAUGCCAUUCAGUAGCCAUGCCAGGCAAAAGCAACAGACUAAGAAGGUUUGCGUUAUGUGUAAACGUAGAGACAUUUCUGACUCGGGGGGUCAAGACACCUGCAUCAGGUGCUCCCUUUGCAAGGCGAUCACCAAAGAACAGGCUGCAGUAAAGGAGCAGGUGGGCAAGGAAAGGCAGGCUGCUCCUGAACCGGACACACCAACUAAGUUGUUUAAGCGGCGUUCCUCGUCGGAUGUCGAGAACAGGGAGCGGGACAUCAGAAAACCUGCCUGCCCUCUUUCAUCCAGGUCGGACGACAGAGUUAAGGUGGACACUGCGUCAUUCCAAGGGAACAACCACAGGAUUGUUGCAAAAAAGCGAGCACGCAAGACCUACCUCACUAAGCCAAUCAUCUCCUCUAGUGACGAAUCCAGCAGCAGUGAAGAUGGUGGUUCUGCUGCUACGGCUACUGCUGUUUCUGUGCCUCGACAAGUUAAGGCAGCUGUAUCGCCGUCUGUGGAACCCCGGCAAGAACACGAAAACACCUCCAGCGAAAGUCGACGAAAUAUUGCUGCUACGGCUACUGCUGCUUCUGCGUCUCAACAAAUCAAGGCAGCUGCAUCACCGUCUGUGAAACCCUGGCAAGAACACGAAAAGACCUCCAGCGAAAGUCGGCGAAAUGUUGAAAAAAACCUGCCUCUAAAGGAUGGCAGUCAGAAUUCCGAGAAGCGGUUUAAAGCAAGUAGCAAUGGUUCGAAAGUUAGCAGAGCCAAUCCUACGUUACAGAAAAAGAAAAUUAACUGCAAUAACAAGGAGAAGCUUAGACGGAAAGUGAUGAAACAAGCAUGGAAAAAUGCAAAGGACACAGAUGACUAUUUGAGAGCGCUGAAUGAAACGCCAAAGGGCAGAGAGCCAAUGAAAACUGUCACCAAGAACACCGAGAGUGAGGAGUGUGAAAAUUGUGAAAGCGUAAAAGAUGAUAUUGCAGAUACAGAAACUGCAUCCUUGGAGCAAAAUAAUGUUUCCAGUGACAUUGAUGGAUUUACCUCAGACUCGUUAAUCUCACCAGGUAACCCAGCAUUAGUUGUUGCAUCAUGCUGUAGUCUCAGCCUGACUGACUGGGAGGAUCUAAAGAACGAAUCAGAGAUAGCCGAUGGCAUAACUGAAAGCAUUGCACUUACACGUGCCUCGGCGUCAAGUGACAGUAGUCCACCUGGAGGUAAAAAUAGCAAUUUGGCAACAGGCCCUGAAAAAUGUGCUGCAGAGGCAGGUUCGUCUCCUAUCGUGAUUUCUGAUUUUUCAGGUGACGAAUUAACCGAGAAGGGUUGCAAUGCAGCUAAGAAGUCCCUUAUGGGGCUACCAUACUUGGUGCGUUUCGAGGAUGAUGGUGCCAUGUCUGUCAUCAUUCAAGAUGGAGCAAGUGGUGGUGGUCAAGAAGAACUUUGCCCUGCAAAGGAUUUGGGUGUGCUGGCACAGCAGUCGCAGGAAGUGUCUUUCAAUUCUUCUGGCACAGAUCACCUGGCUUCUUCGGCGGUGUGUUUACAGAAGAUCGGUACCACUGUUGUACCAGAAGGUGGUGCCGAGAAAGCUGCUUUAUCUAAGCACGGGGAACCAAAGGGGAGCAGCGUGCCAUGUUCAGAGGACCCAGCUUUGUCUGCAGAGCAGUUCCACGUUUCCAGGGUUGCUAAUGCGCAGUCUUGUGACACGGAUGGCACUGGGAAUGACUUUCUGCCAUGCUCCAUGGGCCAUGAUUUGCCGACAGGCGAGUCGAUGUCAGCCAUACCAACAAACACGAAAGCAGCAGCCUUGCAGAGCUCUUACACAGCCGAAGGCACUGUUCGGAAUACCUCUUUGUCAAAUGCUGGAGCCUUGGUUUCAGACUCUGAUCAGUCACUCCUGCAUGUUAUAGAGAACAUGGAGACGUCCUGCACGAACGAAACUUCCACAGCCAAGGCCAGUGCUGGGAGCAGCUAUCUGCAGUGUGCUCAGCAGCCUGCUUCAAGCAUGGAUCAAUCGCAGUUGUCCAUCGCACAUUCGUCUUGUACGCAGCUCUUUCGUACAAACAGGCACAUUGACAGAAAUGCCUCACUGCAGAGUUAUGAGGACCAUUAUACACAUACACAUAAGCUGGCGUUAGUCCCUGCCAAAAAUUCGGACAUUGCAGAUUUUCCCAUCUCUUCUGAUACCAUCUCUCUUGUCGACAAUGUCAUCGGAAUAUCGAGGGCAGCUACUAGCACCAUUGACAAAAAUUCAGCUGACCACCACAGCAUGCUGCACGGGCUACUGGAAGAAUAUGUCCAAAAGUUAGAGAAUUUCCUUGCGGCCCUCAAUGAAUGCACAUCAGACUAUCGUGAGAAAUUGGUCGGUACACUAUUGCCAGACUGCUUUGCCAAACUGAAGAGAAUGGUGCAACUGGUGUGGAGAAUGGAGGCUAAAUUGGGACGCCUAGGCACAGGCAGAGUGUUGGAUCUAGACAAGGGCAUCUUCUCUCUGCAGAUCGAAUAUGCAGGGACGCUCUCAGGGACGUCGUCAGUGGAGUCGGACCUUCCGCCCUUUAUGUCAUUUGAAGUGCGCAGUGUACCUCAUCUGCUCACUCAUACCAAUCCACCAUGCCCGGAUGUAGUGGAAGGCGGGGAGGCAGCUAACAGCAUCGAGGUACCACAGCAGCACUCAGUGUUGAACUGCCCAGCAGAUGGCGCUUUGGGUGCACUUGGUCAUCAUGAGAGAUCGGGGGCUUCAGCAGGUUCUGGUGGUUCUUCUCUUGGUCUUGCCGUGACACAAACCGUGGCUGCUGCAGCAGUGCAUCCACCUCUCGACGGAGCUGAUCAGAAUGAGCAGAGCAACGCGCUGUUGGCAAGUCGCCAGAAGGCAAUGACUAGCACAGAAGCGAACGUUGCCGGAGGGUUCAGCAGUGGCAUGUUGCCGCCAUCCGGUGCCAUCACCGAGCAAGGCCAGGUGACUGGCCAGUUAGAGACACUGCAAGCGUCUGCGGGUGCUUUGACAGCUGAAAGUACAGUUCGUCAAACAGCCACUGGUGAUACUUCCAUUCUUGGGCGGGAACGGCCCAGCACAGGAAUUUCUGGCCCACCACAUUCUACUCCAAGAGUUCCAGAUGCUCUUCUUCUUUUGAUGUUUCUGAAACCAAAGAACUCGGAAGCUGCUUCUAGUGGUGGACUGUCUGAGAGCGUCAGCAGGAAAGACGGCACCAGUGUGCGUGUAGAGCCAGUUGUUGCAGACACUGCAGUAUCCGAGAGCUCUCCUAGGCACAGGCCAGUGACGCUAAACAACUUGGAAGCUGCUUCUAGUGGUCGGCUGUCUGAGAGCGCCAAUAAGAAAGACGGCACCAGCGUGCGUGCAGAGACGGUUGCUGCAGAGCAUGCAGCAUUCAGGAGCUCUAAUAGGCACAGGGAACUGUCCAGGGAAACGGCUGCUCAACUUCAACAGCAACUGUUGGCUCCGGAAAGAACCAUGCUGCCCAUUGCAUAUAAGAAUUCAUUACUUGGAUCUAGAAUGGAAGUGGACCCUAAUGGAGCCAAGAAACAGCUGCCUGGUCAUGGAAAUAGGCUUGGAAGCUUUUCCACAAGUUCGCAGGGGCAAAAUGUUGUUGACACUCUCAGUGUAGUGCAGCAGAACUCUCAGACUCCAAAGGAGAAACUCCCUCAAGCAUGUAGCCAGAAUGAAAUUCCACGGCACAUUCGUCUACACCAAAACUGUAGGCCAGGAGCACAGAGUUCUUCAGCUCCUAGCAGAUCUAGCCAGACACGCCAAGUGCGUUUUGAGCUAAGGGACCCUCCACCACUCAUGUAUGUGGGACCACGUGAACACACUAUGCCCAAUGAAGCGGCACACACACAACCAGGCAAGAUGACUUCAAAACAACGGGAGGAGCUUGGAAGGCAGAUCACUGCUUACUCUCAACACAUUGCUUGGCUAAAUGCCUAUGGCCUUCCAGAGAACUCGCAAGGCUAUGCAGGGUUUCCCUAUAGCUGUGCCAGCCUGUCACUGUUGCCUCCAGACAACGUGCCACCAAAGGGGCAACCACUGACUUCUACUUCAGAACCUGCUUCACAACUGUACAAUGCACCCCAGCCACAUCCAGUACCAGGGACAAGUGUCGCACAAGGGCAGUUCCAAAAGCAUCAGCGAUGUUUGCCAGAGGAGCAGCAAGGGCAACAGACACGUAAAACUGCUCGCACAGUGAAUUCCGUGCUUGCACUGUCUGCAAGAACGUCGACGAUGGAAGCAGAGCACAGUUAUGGGUCCCAAAUCUCUCCCCUGGUGCUGCAAUCUGAUAGAGCGCAGGACAUGAGCCAAGCCAAGGAUGCUGAAUUGAUUCAAGCAGAGAAAGAUGUAGACCUUCAGCUGAAGAAGCGUCAACGUCUUCAGCUGCUUAUGCAACAUCUCAAGGCCGCACAAAUUGCUGCUGGCCAGCAAAGAGGACAUUCCGGAGCUUCUAAACCAAGGCAGCUGUCAGAAAGAGAACGGUACCUACAGGAGCAGAUCCGACUUGCUUUGAGUAUGUUAACUGCAAGAAGUGCUGACCAGAGUAGCCAGCAGCACCAUCCAGACUAUGCAUCCUUCCAGAAGUUGCCGCAGUAUGUCUGUGCAAAGCAGUCAUGUGAAUCUUCGGCACAGCCAAGGACGUCCAUGAGCAACAGCGCCGCGAGAAUUUCCGAACAAAGCACUCCAUCAGAAUCUAACACGAGAUUUGUGCGCCCAUGGACUUGUGAUUCGCAAUGGCCCUACCCUUACAGUGCUUGUCAAGAAGCGGUGCAGAGGUGGAAAAGACAGCAGGAGAAUGUAAUUGAGCCGACAACCAGUGUGCUGCCACAAAGUGCUACAGUACAAGCUGCAGAUGAGCACAGAGAACUUACGCUUGUCCAACCUCAGCAUACAGUGAUGGCACCUCACCAGGCAGCAGUGCAGCAAGUUCCCGUGGAAGAACCAAAUCAGAACAUGGUUGCACGGUCUGAUGUCUCUGGUUGGAGAAACAGAGUGGGAAUCUUGUUGGAGUGUAGUGCACCCCCUGCUUGCGAUUCUCUUCCAGAUGCUGAAGCCUCCAAUGACCGUCUUGCAGAGAAGCAGCACACAAGCUGCAUUGGACUGCGAAGCCAGCAGUUGUUGAGGGAACCCUUUUCAAAGCAGCUCUUGCUGGGGCAACCUCCAAGUUCAGCACAAGGCUUGCCGCCGCAGGGACAGCCGCCUCCAAGACAGUAGAGCUGCCAUAUAUGUAGCCUUGUAUAGGGCAUUGAGUGCACUAUGGAGUGUAGACAGAAUACAACAAUCUUCGCACUGAUACCAUUGCAUAGUCUGUUGACAAUUGGUCGACACAGCUUGCCUCAGCCUGUGAUACUAGUGUCCAAAGGUCUCUCAAGAAAUGCGGAAGGUCCACAUUUCUGCAGAAGUGUUGAGAGGUUCUCACAUUUUUUAUUUUGCAGGUUCAUUAGAGUAGCACGAAAUUUGCUGUUUUUAAGUUAUAAUUCAUCUGUGUGUGUUUAUUUAAAUCAUUCCCACCAAGAUGUGAGAUAUCUCUGUGCCACACUUCUUAAUGCUCAUUUCUGUCACUCCAUCUAAGCAUUAAAGAAACACAUGUGCUUAGUAUGGUUUUCAUAUAAUCUCACUGCCACAAGCAAAUGCUUGAAGUCAAUUUUGUGUACCUGUACCAGAUGUCAUUGGUGUCAUAUUUUGCAUGUUAUUGAAUGAAAAUAUUUGGUAAAUCCAUGUAAUUUGUGAGAUCAUGGCCUUUAUUGACUCUGCAUAAUGAAGAUGCUUUUCUUGAGCGACAAGAUAAACUGCGAUGUGAGAAAUUUAGAAUUUAUGUGAAAUAUUUCGUUUAUAAGGGUCAUCUUGAAUUUGUGCAAAAAAAAACUGGCAUCAAUGGAUCAUACAUGAGUGUUGUUUCUCCAUCGCUGUUUUAAAAUAAUUGUAAAUGGUGACUAGUCCUAUGAAAAAAAGCAAGACUUGUGGACGUCUUACUUUUCUACUGAUACAUGAUAUGUAUUAUGUUCAUGAAUUAUCAGGAGUUGUAGGGCAAUAGAGAAGUAACGGAACCAAACGUAAAUCAUUCCAUGCCUAUUGGUUGUAGAUGGCACUUAUUGCUUGUAGAUUGUAAUGUAAUUGUCCUGGUGAAACGAUCCAUGCUGUUCAGGUCCCAUAAAUUGAGUGCAGGUAAGAACCUUUUCUUCUGCAACCUACAAGCUACAAUAUAUAAAGCUCUUGAAAGAGCUGACAUGCAGAGAACAGGUCCCCUCAGCCUACUUUUGGCAUGUUAUAAAUCAAGCUGUACGUUAAAGCAUGAUGUUAUUAUCAUUUGCACAUUCUUGCAUAUUCAUGGCUUUUAAGAAGUUGCUGCAUCGCAAAUUUAUUUCUGCAUUAAAGGCUACCCCAACCUUCUAGGUUGCCAGAGAAUUUUGCAUUGCAUUGGAACUUUUAUGUUGGAAGAAUAUUACGACAUAUCUGGUUGAUAUUAACUCACUGAUCUGUGCAAGUAUUUCAUAGGCACUUUUCCCCAGAAGUGAUACACAGCCUGUGCAUUGCAAAAAAACUUAUUACUGUUGCUGAAUGUAGGGUGUCUUAGUUUCCAUAUUAGCCAUAUUAGUGAUGUGCUUAAACUGCUGCUGGUGUUAACCUUGUUGAGCGAUUGUGUUGGAGCCUACUUGUUGUGCAGGUCUAUGAAUAAUGGGCAUCAAAAGCAAUAUGGCAAGCCCCACUAGUCGGCUUUUUCGUUGUUAAAGAUGCUGAUACUUGUUGUGGACUUGUUGUGGACUUUUAUUAAAGGCCUGAUGUUGGGCCUUCUAGCACCAUUUGUGUUCAAUCCAGUAAGUACGAAAGGGCUACGUCUUUGUGCAAUAUCCAUUUAUUGUUUCGAAAAUAGCAUUUUAUUUCAUGUAGCCCAUACUUGGACUUGUGCUGUAUAGAUAUGCAUUGUGUGAAUAGCAUCCACACUGUUCUUUCUUGACAUACUCCCCUUUCCUAUGAAUUUUGCUAGCUUUUCUUUGCCACCAAGCUCAGUGGAUAUGAAGUGAUAACUUGUUUGUUACCAAGUGAAUGUCACUCUUUUCUGCAAAUACAUUGAUGAUUUCAGUUUA